This is a messenger RNA of Biomphalaria glabrata, 2968 nucleotides long. RefSeq lists its product as uncharacterized. Bases 113 to 1606 code for a protein of 497 amino acids. NCBI's taxonomy places the organism in Eukaryota, Metazoa, Mollusca, Gastropoda, Planorbidae. The record is from RefSeq and is a predicted model, not a curated record. The transcript has 11 exons.
UGUAAGGCGCGAAAGUCUGAAAAUAUACUGACAUAAAAUGCAUCAUUAGCACAGUGUCUUAUGUAAAUAAAUAGAACCUUAUGGUUCUUAAAAAAAAAUUUCAUCUAGUGUCAUGGCUUUACUCAUGAAAAGAAACCUAUAUAGAUGUAUUUUGUGUGUUUUGUGCAUGCCUGCUAUUAGAUCGCAAGUUGACUGGUUCGGACCAAACAAAGAGUUCAAAUGUCACUGUGAGUCAAGUUGUAGUUAUGAUGGUACCUGUCUGGGUAAUGGAAAGUGUGCCAGAGGCUGGUUUGGUUUGAAAUGCCAAUAUAAAGAUCUCAUAUUCCUGGACAAGACAAGAACAUUGCCGAACGUAAACAUACUUACAGACAGAGAUGACAGUACAUGCAUGAAUAUAUCUGACCAGAUUGUUAUUACUUUGCAGAGAACGGAUAUUUUUACAUGGAUGAGAGUGACUGUUCAGGAAAACGCUUCUUUACCAGGUUUCACUCUACAGUUUCAAACGUUGCUCAAGCCUUCACCAAUCGAAUGUCUGAACCAGAAAUAUUUCCUUGUGGACGAGUCCACACUAGACAUACAAUGUGACCUGACGGAGGCUUUUAAAGCUGUUACCAUCACUGCGACACAACGGACAUCGCUUUGUUCCAUCUAUAUAAACGGAGGUCGUAACGUGGCACUUAAACAAAGAGCGUGGCAAACAAGUAAUUGGGCCAACUCGAAGGGGACAUACCACGCUUCCAGGGCUGUAGACGGAAAUACCGACUACGAUUUUAUUCGUGGUCAGAGCUGUUCACAUACAAAUACCUCAGGCGACUCGCAUCCAAUGUGGAGUGUGACUUUCCCAUUAGCCCAGGUGACAGGCUAUGUGAUAUUCAACAGAUAUGGUCUUAAUAUGGAUCGACUUGCCAACUUUAUCUUAGUAGCAGGAGAUUCGGGCGUCAUUAAAUUUUUCUAUAACGACAACACAUCUGGAUCACGCUUUCAUAUCAUUAAAGACCUUGCUAAGAAUAAAAUAUCAGAAGUCAAUAUUAGCGUCUCAUCAAAUAUAUUAUCAUUGUGUGAAGUGGAAGUCUAUGGAGAAUGUCCAUCCGGUACAUUUACGACAUCAGAUUUUCAAUGUAUGAACUGCCCAGCAGCAUGUCCAAACAGUUGUCAUACUAAUGCCGGCUCAUGUUACGUUCAUUUCUAUUACAGUGACUCACCAACUUGUACUGCAGAGUCAAGGCGAGCAAAUCUGACAUCAUAUAAUUCAUCCACUAGCCGGAAAUCAUUAUCAUAUUCAGGAAUGGAGUCCAGUUCUAUAGCUUCUACACUUCCAGAAGCUCUUGGUAUUGGAAUAACUAUCGGCGCUGUUGCUGUGCUACUGAUUCUAAGUGUAUCAUAUGCAGUACUUGAGGCCCUAACAUCAACAGGAUAUAACAAGAACCAAGGCCAACAACUCUCCAAAACAAUUAAAGAGCACAAUCAUCCAUAUCAACGUUCUGCUGCAGACGAUGUAGCAGGCUCGCAGCAGUACCGCCCUCUGACAGGCCACGAGAAAUUUCUUGGAAAUGUUAAGCGCCUUGAAGGUAUCUCUGAGGUGAGGUCAAGCUACACCACAAAGUAAUGGAGGAAAGCAUCGUUUGACCCUGGACAUUGUCUGGAGAUACAGACGACGACGAUAUAGCAUUUCAAAAAAACAAAAGGGACAUCACUGCAGCUUUAGUUCAUAAAAAGGGACAUCACUGCAACUUUAGUUCAUAAAAAGGAACAUCACUGCAGCUUUAGUUCAUAAAAAAAAGGAAAUCACUGCAAUUUAAAAAACAUAAGACAAAGGGAAAUCACUGCAGCACUAGUUUAUUUAAUGAGUUAAUGUUUAGUUUAUGAGGCAACGGGCAACUUUAUGAGUUUACUUGCUGCCACACGUGAUGUCUUUAACUCUUUGCAUCUGAGAUAAUAAUUCUCUUAUUUCUCUUAAAUUUCGUGGGGGCGCUGUGACAGUUCGCGUAAAAAAAUCCCUCUAAUUUUCCCUGUCAGCAGUUGUUCUUAACAGGAUAUUAAGAAAUUAUAUACUCUUGACAAAUUCGGAUAUUUUUAUAGAUACGGACGGAGGGACGGACAGACAGACAGACGGACGGAUAGACAAAAAGACAGACAGACAGAUAGAUAGAUAGAUAGAUAGAUAGAUAGAUAGAUAGAUAGAUAGAUAGAUAGAUAGAUAGAUAGAUAGAUUGAUUGAUAGAUUUGAUUACAUUAGAUUACAUUACAUUAGAAACAGUAAAAAUAUCGACUUCAUUGGGGUAGAUAUGGUGAUGAGUGGAAUCUACCUUUAGUUCGUUAAAGACAAAUAGAGUGAAAAGCAAACAGACAGGAAGAUAUAUGGAUAUAUAAAUAGAGCAAUAGAUAGUCAGGUAGACAAAGAUACUGAUAGAAAGGUAAAAACAUAGAUAGACUGACAGGCAAACAGACAGACAGAUAGACGUAGGUGUAGGUAGACAGAAAGGAUAAUCAAAUCUUAAUUUUGUGUUUUCUUCAACGCAACAACACAUUCAAAAUGCAUUCGUAUUUCCUUAUUUUGAAAUUUUAAUUUUAGAGUUUUUUUAUACAUACCAGUUGUAAAUUUAUUCAAGUUUAUGUCGUAAACAUUUUAUUUAUUUUUGUCCUUUUUAUUUAUUCGUAUUAUUUAUUCAUAAGUCAUACUUUAUUUUUGAGGAUGUACCUAUUUCUGUACGUGAACAAAGAAUUAUAUGCAAGUUGUGAUGAUUUAUGUUUCUUUAUUGCACAAUAUUUAUCGAUGAUUAUUAUUAUUAUUAUUAUUAUACAAUAUGUGUCUUUUUUUUCUUAUAUUAACAAUGACACAAAAAAAUAUUCUUGCAUCGAGAUGUAUAUAAAUUAAAUAACUGAACAACACACUGACGAAACAUCUGUUUUCUUUUCUGACUUUUUUAUUAAACUUCUUUAAACUAUACAUAUGCGUAGACUUUCAAUU